ACAAAUCACAAAUGAAAAUGGGAAAUUCAGAACUUACUUUAUUUGAUACAGCCGUGUCGCAAACCGCUGAGGAAACCCGGGAUCGUGAUUCGCUUUUGGGGGCGGUGGGGGGCACAGAUGAAUGUCUUUCUGUUCCUCAGAAACAAGGGAUGGUUCUCUCCACUGCCGAAACCAUGCCGCAGCCCGGGGCCGGCGGGACGGUGGAUGGUAUAGCACCACCGCCGCUCCAACGCCGGCCCCCGGCCGCCGAGGCUCCAUCGCACACAACCGCGAACUCGGGAUCAGAGACGCGGAUUGCGGCAUGGCCGGACCCUCCGUGCCACCUCCGUCCGCAACCCGGGGCUGCGGAGGGACUCCCCCCCACGCACACAAAUCCGUGCCGGGAGGACCCGAACGCCUUGGGAGUCCCGCCGCAGCCCACCUCUGCAGAGAUCGUGGAUCGAGCGCAGACCGGGGUCCUGCCAUCUUUCCCGGUGGAAUCGUCUCUGCGGCCAUGCGACAACUUACGGCUUGCGAAGCAAACCAGUGAAUAUGUACAUCAGACACUGGACAAAUUAACGGCGGCCGUGGCUUCCUCUUUACCGGAGCCGCCGCCGCCGAUGACUGACGACAACGCAUUUAACCGACAACCACCCAUCGAGCACCGACGCACAGGAACGCGACCUAGGGAGCGUUCACGAGCACCCGUGCCGCCAUUGCGCAACCACGCGACCUCUACUAGCCACGGAAAAGAACCGGCGCAGCGGAACAACGUCAUGCCUGCGCCGAGCCACAUUGAUCCUCCCUCAGCGCCCGCGCCAAGUCACAUCAUUCUACCUUCAGCGCCUGCGCAGAUACCUGCUCGCCCACACCACUUUAUGGACUGCUUCAUUACGCCUUCUGCGCAUGUCGUGAUUCCCCCCGACCUUACACAGGACUUAGAGAAUACUAAUGUCUCACCGAGAGGGGGGAACAGGGCGGGCAGGCAUCAAACACAGGACACUAAUACAAGACAUAAUAGAACUGUAAGACACCAAAGCAGAGCCAUCAACAAUACAACCGCAAACAAUGAAUUAGAUUCAUCAAUCACAGACUUAUCAGACUCCAGUCAAGAGGAAGAUUCACCCUCCUCAGAUGAGGAUGUCCCCCCACCUUUGCCUGAGCCGAAUCGUCUUUCAAGAAGAACACAGCGUGAAUCCCUGACAGACUGGGCUGCCAUGAGACGUAAGGCACUUAGAGAAGGAGAUCUUGAAAUGGCUAAUGAGCCACCUUUUGUUAUGCCAAUCAGGGCUCAUUCUUCGUUACCAGGAUUUCUGGCAGAAGGAAACGCAAGAGCCGAUGAACUGACAGUGGCUGUUAUUCUGGACCCAGGUGGAUUCCAGCCAAAAACGUGAAACCAUAUCGGAAGCCGGGAGACAUUGAACACCCUGAGACCCAAGAGAUUGGUACACAGACGUGAACUGCGCAGAGAUUUCAGUUUGCAUCUGCUGCCAAA
Messenger RNA from Prinia subflava (tawny-flanked prinia), 1474 nucleotides. RefSeq lists its product as uncharacterized. The coding region runs from base 12 to 1373 and encodes 453 amino acids. The record is from RefSeq and is a predicted model, not a curated record. NCBI's taxonomy places the organism in Eukaryota, Metazoa, Chordata, Aves, Passeriformes, Cisticolidae. The transcript is spliced from 3 exons.